AUGCGCAUCCGCUAUCCUUUCGCAGGUGCCUUCGCCUUCCUGCUUCUUCUAGCCGGCUACUUCGGUCUGCUUCCACAUAGCACGUCUUCCACGAUACCGACGCAGCUUCAACCGAACGAUAAAUUCCUCCAUCUAGUCACAUUCUUCCUACUUUCUCUAGCUUUCUACUGGAUCCUGGACACCUCACGUCGGCGCACGCUACACGUGACCCUUUUGGUCUGCACUUUAGGGCUUGGAGUCGGCUCGGAAAUCGUGCAGGGAUUCCUCCCCAAUGGUCGAGACUUUGAUCCGUACGAUAUUGUCGCCAAUGUCGUGGGUAGUGUCGGUGCCAUCGGUCUAUGCGGGUGGUACCACCGUCGCAUGAUGGAGCGACGUCGGCAAAGUCGGUAUGGUCUGAUGGACGAUGGCACCGAAGACGUCGAGCUCGGUGGUGUCGAGAGGAACUCCCACCAUGACUCGGAGCCAAUGGGCCCGCAAGAGUCCGGUGUUAUGUCGCUCGAGCAAGAAGUAGACAAUUGGGACGAGAAUGCGGUCGAUAACUGGGACACCGAAGAUGUUGUGCCAGACCAUGAGCGGGAAACUGCACCUCCCAGCUACCAUGAGUCCAGUUCUGCCGGUGGUGUGGCUAGUGUACCCACUGGAGCCAAACGAGCCGAUUAA
Messenger RNA from Penicillium brevicompactum, 660 nucleotides. Its product is annotated as VanZ family protein. The transcript is spliced from 2 exons. Bases 1 to 660 code for a protein of 219 amino acids. The record is from RefSeq and is a predicted model, not a curated record. Lineage: Eukaryota; Fungi; Ascomycota; Eurotiomycetes; Eurotiales; Aspergillaceae.